Molecule: messenger RNA, 1158 nt
Organism: Centruroides sculpturatus (bark scorpion)
Lineage: Eukaryota; Metazoa; Arthropoda; Arachnida; Scorpiones; Buthidae
Exons: 3
Coding region: 141-749 (202 amino acids)
Source: RefSeq, a predicted model, not a curated record
CGUAAACUGCCUUUCUAUAUUCUGCCGAACACGUAUAAUUAUACAAAUUACAAGGUGCAUCUGGGAAUCUCUUCGUAUAGGUCUACCUCUACAAGCCGUUUUCAUCUUUAGAGCUGGUGAAUUGAGUGAUAAUAGAUAAGAUGGCGGAAGCAAAUCCUACUCGUGCUCGGAGUGAUUCUUUACGUGCUCUCAGUGGUUCUUUAGAAGCUUUGUGGAAAGAGAAUUCGAUUUCAGAAGAUAAUUAUAUACAAUUUAAUAGAAACUUAGAUACACCAAGCUGCGAUACACCAUAUACAGAGAACGACGUUCAACUUACACCUUCACUAAGAAACCGAAGCCACGAAAACGAUGAAGUAUCGAUAAUUGAUAGCAGUCAGAGUGUUGCUUCGGGAAACUACGAGGAAAUUUCUUCCUCACGUCCUCAGAGCACAGCUUCGGAAAUCUACGAGGAAAUACCUUCCACACCACCUCAGAGCACCGCUUCGGAAAUCUACGAGGAAAUACCUUCCACACCACCUCAGAAUAAUGCUUCGGAAGUCUACGAGGAAAUUUCCUCCUUCGAUGUUACUUCAGCAGACGAUACGAACACUACUUCGUAUCUAAGUAAAUGCUUAAAUUCAGUGAAAAAUGUCAAGCAGAACUUUGGUACACUCUCGGUGAUUGGUUUUUCUAUUGCCAUUAUUAUUGUUUCUACAUAUCUUUAUUAUAUUCAUUUUCAGAGUGAUCAAACAGUAUUUUUUAAAUAUUGAAAUAAUUGAUAUUUAAAUAAUUGCAUUCACCUUUUGUUUUUUUCUUGUGCUCAUUAGGUGGGGGGCCAACUGCUCAUAUAUAUAUAUAUAAGUAAAAUAAUUUAUAAUUUACUGAAAAAUAAUAUUCUAACUGAAGAAGAAAACGAAGAGGAACGAUAGGCAAUAAAAUAUCCUUUCAGAAGAAGACAAAUUUUAAAAUGAGUCAUCUGAAAGAAGAGGAUCCGUGAUCUUUAUAGCAUCUUUAUCAGAGUUCAUAUUCUACAGUAAAAGUUUGAGAGGAACUUUAUUCUUCCUCUCAAGUUAUCAUCAAAGAGUAGUCUUUCUCACAAGGAAAAAACGUUGAACUUUGUUAUCUUUAUUCAAAAUUGUAUUAUGUAAUUUAAAACUUUUUUGCAUGUAAAUUAAAAUA